AAAAUCAACAUAAUUACCGACCUUAUUUUUCAUCCUUAGAUCCGCUUCAGUGGGAUGAACGCAGUGGAAUUAGUAAACCGGAGCUAGGGCACAAUCCUAGAGCUGCGGGAGGACGCGGAGAAGGAGAAGCAGCAGCGAGAGAGAUAGAAAUCGAAGGUGAGAAGCCAGAGAGGAGGCAGGUGGCGGGAAUAGAAGGUAAGGGAUGGGAGCUCCGAAGCAGAAGUGGACUUCGGAGGAGGAGGAUGCCCUCCGCGCCGGUGUCGACAAGCACGGCGCCGGCAAGUGGCGAACUAUCCAGAAGGAUCCCGAGUUUUGCCACUGUCUGGCUACUCGGUCGAAUAUUGAUCUCAAGGAUAAAUGGAGAAAUAUGAUUGUUAGUGCUACUGGACAAGGUAUUAGGGAGAAGUCAAGGACACCAAAGUCAAAGGAUCAAUCAACUACACAGUCCAGCUCUCAGAGCCCACGCGUUCAGGCACCUGCAAAUGUAGAGAAGCAACCCACAGUGGAAUCCACUAAGGCUCCUCAUGAUGCAAAGAUUCCUUCACGGUACAAUGCGAUAAUAAUGGAAGCUCUUACAGUGCUUCAUGAACCCAAUGGAUCUGAAAUUGGUGCAAUUUGCAAAUACAUCGAGCAAAGAAUGGAGAUACCUUCAGGUUUUAGAAGGUUAUUAGGUUCAAAACUGAGAAGACUCGUUGCACAAAAUAAGAUCGUGAAGGGUCCAAAGGGAUACCAGCUCAAAGAACCUUCCUUCGCAACAAAAACUCCCACACAAAAGCAAAAGGAACCAGCCAACCGCUCGAAGCCGCCUCAAGCUUCUGGCUUUACUAAACCUUUAGAUCCAGUUGAGGAAGCCGCAAUCACUGCUGCGUACAAAAUAGCUGACGCAGAAGCCAAAGCAUUUCUGGCUUCUGAAGCAGUGAAGGAGGCAGAAAAGAUUUCGAAGAUGGCAGAGGAAACGGAUUCAUUGCUCAUGUUAGCAAAGGAAAUAUUCGAAAGAUGUGUACGCGGUGAAAUAGUAACCAUGGCUUAGGCUGCCUGCUUCUUGUAAAUUUACCAUCUUCCUUAUUGGUUGACUUGGAAUCUGAUUUUUGCAAGCAUUUAUGUUACUUGCAUCUGAGUCAUUUAAAAAAAAUAUUUGUCACCAAAUGUGUAUUAUUAGUAGAAUGUUGAUAUCUUAAUGCAUUUGCUGAAAUUUUAAUUUUUA
Messenger RNA from Dendrobium catenatum, 1204 nucleotides. RefSeq names its product single myb histone 4. The transcript has 6 exons. Gene Ontology annotation, cellular component: nucleosome. Gene Ontology annotation, biological process: nucleosome assembly. The coding region runs from base 203 to 1030 and encodes 275 amino acids. NCBI's taxonomy places the organism in Eukaryota, Viridiplantae, Streptophyta, Magnoliopsida, Asparagales, Orchidaceae. Gene Ontology annotation, molecular function: double-stranded telomeric DNA binding. The record is from RefSeq and is a predicted model, not a curated record.